CGCAUGGGAGCCUGCUCGUCCAAGUCUGCGCACCCCGCCGACGACUCUACUGCUGCUGCGCCCGGACCGCACGCCCACACCAAGCGCUCGCCCGCUCCUCAAGCCCACUUCGCCCUCUCGUCCUCGGCAAUGUCCAACGCAGACCACUUUGUCGAGCGCCGCGGCAGCGAGCUCUUCCUGAACGGCGCCAAGUUCCGGUUCGCCUCGCUCAACGCUCCCGAGCUCCUCGACGGCGACUGCAACGGCGAGUUCGAGGUCCGCGACACGUUUGCUGCGCUUGCGGCAGAAGGCGCGUUCGGCACGGCCGUCACGAGGACCUACACGCUGCGAAUCAAGAGCAAGAACAUCGGCCGAGGGCACAUCAACGGCUGGAGCAACGAGUGGAACGACUGGAUGUGGGACGGCGGCCGCCUGCAGGAGAUGGACCUCGUCCUCGCCGAGGCGGCCAAGGCGGGCGUCAAGCUCAUCAUCCCCAUCAUCAACCAGGACACGGGCGAGGACUCGAACUGGGUCGGCUCGACGGCCGACCUGACUCGGUACCGCUACGGGCUCGGCUCGAACGACGAGGCGCGCCGAGUCGACUGGUGGACCGACCACACCAUGAUCGAGAGCUUCAAGCUCAUCAUCGACUUCCUCACGAACCGGGUCAACUCGAUCAACGGCCGCCGGUACGGCGACGACCCGACCAUCCUCGCGUGGGAGACGGGCAACGAGAUGAACCACCUCGGCAUGCGGCCCGCGCCAGCUUCAUGGACCCUCGUCGUCGCCAAGCACCUCAAGUCGCGCGCGCCGCGCACGCUCGUCAUGGACGGCUCGUUCGCCCGCAACGACGACCCGGAGCGGUGCUACCCGAAGGAGGUCCUCGACAGCCCCGACGUCGACAUCAUCAGCUACCACUAUUACGGCGACGGCGACGCUCGCCGCGUCAAGAAGGACUGCGAGGUCGCUCGUAGGCACAACAAGGUGUUCGUCGCCGGCGAGUUUGGCUUCUUCAGCAAGCCGAGCACGUACGAGUCGUUCAUGAAGGACCUCGACUCGGCAGGCGGAGCUGGGUCGCUCGUCUGGUCCUUGCGCCCUCACUCGGCUCGCGGCGGCCACAAGACGCACGGCGAGGGCGACGGCAUCUGGUCCUACCACAUCCCGGGCUGGAAGGACCCGGCCCACCGCGAGUUUGACGCCCGCGAGGCGUCCAUCGUCUCCUCGAUCCGCGCCGCCUCGUUCAAGAUCAACGGCCUGCGCGCUCCCUCGCAGUACCCUGUCCCGCCCGCCCCGAGCCGCCCGUGGCUCGUCCAGACCCGCAACGGCGCCGCGCCGGCGGUCGCGUUCCAGGGCGCGGCGUGGGCGCACAGGUACGUCGUCGUCGUGCGCGGGCCCGGCGGCGAGCACGAGAAGGAGGCGAGGGACCACACGAAGGAGGGCGAGUUUGCGGUCGAGCUCGCGAGGGAGGUGCAUGCGGCGGGAGGAGGGCAGGGCGUGCAGGUGUCGGUGCGCGGCGUGAGCGUCGACGGCGUGCAGGGAGCCGAGUCGGAGGCGCUCUCGCUCUGAGUUUGUAGACGGCUCGAGACGUGCAUAGACAGACACUUUCGCUCUCUC
Messenger RNA from Rhodotorula graminis WP1, 1593 nucleotides. RefSeq names its product glycoside hydrolase family 5 protein. The record is from RefSeq and is a predicted model, not a curated record. Gene Ontology annotation, molecular function: hydrolase activity, hydrolyzing O-glycosyl compounds. NCBI's taxonomy places the organism in Eukaryota, Fungi, Basidiomycota, Microbotryomycetes, Sporidiobolales, Sporidiobolaceae. The coding region runs from base 4 to 1545 and encodes 513 amino acids. The transcript is spliced from 8 exons.